Penicillium antarcticum is the source of this 1647-nucleotide messenger RNA. RefSeq names its product glycoside hydrolase family 18 protein. Gene Ontology annotation, biological process: carbohydrate metabolic process. Gene Ontology annotation, cellular component: extracellular region. Gene Ontology annotation, molecular function: chitinase activity. The record is from RefSeq and is a predicted model, not a curated record. Lineage: Eukaryota; Fungi; Ascomycota; Eurotiomycetes; Eurotiales; Aspergillaceae. The transcript has 5 exons. The coding region runs from base 1 to 1647 and encodes 548 amino acids.
AUGCGGUCAUCUCAAACAGUUCUUUCUUGGUCGCUUCUGCUGGCAUCCCUCGGGGGCGUGCAGGCGAAGCUUGACUUGAAGUCUAGCAAGAACGUUGUUGUUUAUUGGGGACAGAACUCCCUAGAAAAUUCUUCCAAGGGCAAGAAGGUUGAGAGCCAAAAGCCUCUAUCUUACUACUGUGACAAUGAGGACAUUGAUGUCAUCCCGAUGGCCUUUGAUAUGAUGGUCAAUGGCCCUGGAGGCGCACCCGAGAUUGACUUCGCGAAUAGCAGCGGGGACUGCGAGGUGUUCGAGGGAACGCAGCUUAAAAACUGCCCCAGCAUUGGGAAGGACAUCACGACCUGCCAAAAGAAGGGCAAGACAAUUCUUCUCUCCAUCGGAGGUGCCACAUACAGUGAGGGUGGCUUCAAGUCCGAGGCAGAUGCCAAAGAUGGCGCCAAGUUGAUGUGGGAAACCUUUGGUCCCAAGCAAGAAGGCUCCGAUGCUCUUCGUCCCUUCGGCGACGCUGCCUUGAACGGAUUCGAUUUCGACUUCGAGGCCAACGUCCAGCACAUGGCUCCUUUCGCCAACGAGCUCCGUUCCCUGAUUGAGGCUGAUAAAAGUGGCCAGGACUUCUUCCUGACUGCUGCACCUCAAUGCCCUUACCCCGACCAGGCCGACAAGGAGAUCCUCAACGGCCCUGUCUAUAUCGACGCCAUCUGGGUCCAGUUCUACAACAACUAUUGCGGUGUUAACGCCUACAGCGCCGAGAGCUCCGCCAACCAGUACAACUUCGAGGAGUGGGACAACUGGGCUCACACGGUCUCGAAGAACAAGGACGUCAAGGUUAUCCUCGGAGUUCCAGCCGACACCACCGCGGCCAGCACUGGAUACAUCCCCUCCUCGGAGCUGGCCAAGGUCAUCGAGUACUCGAAGAAAUUCGACAGUUUUGGAGGAGUGAUGAUGUGGGAUGCCACACAAGCGUACGGCAACGGCGCCUUUAUUAAGGACGUGCGAAAGGCCCUGGGAGGCGCUGAUGAUACCGGUUCGUCGUCGUCCAGUUCGGCGUCGACCUCGGCGCCUUCUUCUUCGUCCACUGACUCAUCGAAUACCUCGUCAUCUACCAAUGCACCCGGUUCCUCACCCUCAUCUUCCUCCUCCUCUGCUGCUUUCUCAUCGUCCAGUGGUCCUGAGCCCACUUCCACUGAGACCAAGCCGCCAGUCACAACAACCAGCACCAGCACCAGCAGCGCUACCGAGACAGAGCCGACUACCACCGCACCCCCUGCGACAACCGCUCCCCCCGCGACUACUGCUCCGCCUGCAGCUGCCCCGACUUCUACCGAGGAACCACCUGCUCCCGCAACCACCACCAGCACUCCGCCGCCCAGCAACGCGUCCGGUGACACCGAUGACACUGAAGAUGACUCCGAUGACUUGGUCUCCAACAUUCUUGGCAACGACCUUAUCGGACUCUUGGGUGGUCUUCGCGCGGCUAACAGUGCGACUCAUCGCGUUACUCACAGUCUUGCCCAUAGCCUGGACCCCAAGGUUAUGGGUCGCGUGGGACCUAAAUCGGAAAUGCACCAAAUGGGACCUCAGCAAAUUGGCCUCAAAAAGAUGGGGCCUAACAGUAAUCUACGACGUGCUUUGCGAAACCGCGAUUAA